UGUCAACAGAAGUUGCGGUCGUUUCUCGGCCUUGUGGAUUAUUUAACAAAAAACGCUGAAAUAGUGAUAUAAAUAUGGAUUCGAACGAUAUAUUAGAUGACAAGGAUAGUGGGCCGGAGGUACAGAUCAACUUUCCAAGCUCCGUGAUGACACGCAUCGAAGAAAUGAUGGGAGGAACGGAGCAGUUCGAUAGUGCCGAAUUUGAUGCAGUAGCAUACAUCAACCGAGUGUUCCCGACGGAGCAGUCUCUGUCGGGCGUGGAGAGUGCGGCGGCGCGCUGUGAGUUCCACCUCGCCGGCGUCGAGCACGACAUACGGCGCCUCGUCAGGGCGCAGGCCGAGCAGAGGGACGCCGGCCAACAGGCACUGCUGGAGGCUCAGCGCUGUAUUGGAGAAUUGGCGUUACAGGUAGCAGACAUAAACAAGAAAGCGGAGCGCAGUGAGAGCAUGGUGCGCGAGAUAACGUCGGAGAUCAAACAGCUGGACUGCGCCAAGUCCAACCUGACGGCCGCCAUCACGGCGCUGAACCACCUGCACAUGCUGGUGGGCGGCGUCGACACGCUGCGCGCCAUGACCACCAGUCGCCAGUACAAGGAGAUCGUACUGCCCAUGCAGGCUAUCAUGGAGGUGCUACAACAUUUUGAAUGUUACCGUGAGAUCCGCGAACUGAGCGUACUCCGCGACCAGGUCACCGCCAUACGAGCACAGCUAGCCGCGCAGAUACUACAGGACUUCAAGGAUGCAUUCACUGCGGGCAGUAAGGGCGGAGUAUCACACCGCACUCUGUCGGAAGCAUGCGCCGUGGUCGACAUAUUGGAGCCGAGAGUUAAGAACGAUCUGCUCAAGUGGUUCAUCAAUAUGCAACUACAGGAGUACGAGCAUUUAUUCUCCGGCGAGCAGGAGUACGCGUGGGUGUCCCACGUGGAGCGUCGCUACGCGUGGCUCAAACGACAUCUGCUGACGUUCGAGGACUCCCUCGCCGCACUGUUCCCUCACUCCUGGAGGCUCAGCGAGAGGAUCGCGCAGCAGUUCUGUCAGAUGACGUGCAGUGCCCUGGGCACCCUGCUGUCGUCGCGUCGCAGUGAGCUGGACGUGAAGUUGUUGCUGUACGCGAUACAGAAGACUUACAACUUCGAGCUACUACUGCACAAGCGGUUCACUGGCACAGACCUUGGCGCGGAGCCCCUAGAUGUAGCAGAGAACAAACCAGACACACAGACAGAGCUGGAGCCAGGGACCCAGGCGGGGGCGGGCGGGGGCCCGGGGCCCGCGGGGUCGGCCUGGGUGGGCCUGAUCGGGGCCUGCUUCGAGCCCUACCUGUCGCUCUACGUCAGCUCGCUCGAUGCCAACCUUAGCGAACUCAUGGAGCGGUUCAUACAGGACGCGAAGGCCUCAUCCUCGUCGGACAGUAGCGCAGCUAGUGUAGUGGGUGCAGGCGGCGCGGGGGGCGCCGUCAUAUCAUCCUGCGCGGACUUGUUCCUGUUCUACAAGAAGUGCCUGGUCCAGUGCGCCAGGCUCACUACGGGGGAACCCAUGCUAGAGUUGGCGGGAGUGUUCCAGAAGUACCUCCGUCAGUACGCGAGCGGAGUGUUACAGGCCUCACUGCCUCGCGCCAUGGGGGCAGCACUGGCGCCCUCUCUCGUCACCAACCUACACACGUUACUGAGGGACGAUGACACGAGGCAUGCCAGGUAUACUCCGCUCGAGCUGGCCAGGAUCACCAGCGUCAUCACCACGGCGGAGUACUGCCUCGAGACCACCGUGCAUCUGGAACAGAAACUCAAAGAGAAGGUGGCCCCAGCUCUCGCAGACAAGAUCGACCUCACGCCCGAGCAGGAUCUCUUCCACAAGCUCAUCAGUUCCUGCAUACAACUACUAGUACAGGAUCUAGAGCUAGCGUGCGAGCCGGCUCUGUCCGCCAUGUUGAAGGUAUCCUGGCUGCACUGGGACGCGGUGGGGGACCAGUCCUCGUACGUGACCCAGAUAUUGAUGCAGCUCCGCAACACAGUCCCCCGUCUGAGGGACAACCUGUCCUCGUCCCGCAAGUACUUCACCCAGUUCUGCAUCCGCUUCGCGAACUCCUUCAUCCCGAAGUUCAUCCAGAACAUAUACAAGUGCAAGCCGAUGUCGACGGUGGGGUCGGAGCAGUUGUUGCUGGACACCCACAUGCUGAAGACGGCGCUGCUGGAGCUGCCCGCGCUCGGCGCCGCCCUGCGCCGCCCCGCGCCCGCCACCUACACCAAGGUCGUCAUCAAGCUCAUGACCAAGGCCGAGAUGAUCCUGAAGCUGGUGAUGGCUCCGCUGGACGGCCUGGACGGGUUCGUGUCCCAGUGCGUGCAACUGUUGCCGGACUGUACGCUGGCCGAGUUCCACAAGGUGCUGGACAUGAAGGGCGCCAAGUUGUCCAAGGCGCAGCAGACAUCGCUCGACGCUCUCUUCAAACAAACUUGUAAGAACGCCAGCGGGGACUCCGCCAAGUGAAGCAGUCACUAGUACAUGUAUUAUAGUAACGUAUUUGUGUUGAGUAAGCUUACGUACGGCCACUACAGGGCAUGCCAUACAAACGACGUGGUUACUAGUACACUAACACCACUCAAUAACAUUAUAUAAACUCUAGUCGAAGCUCAGAAUCAAAAUCAAAUGUGAAUAAAUAACUUCUUAUUUUGUCUCUGUCGCACACGUACAUUUUGUCACCUGUAUGAUAGAGACAAGAGUAUGUAUCAGCGGUUUUGUUAUGGAAUCAAUGCAAAUCGACUGAAAUGAGAUUAAAAAAAGCCCAUAUAGGGAGGAGGAUAAAGAAGAAAUGCGAGUAUUUCUCCCAAGUUAGUGUUUAUUUUGUUUGUACAUAUUGACUGUGUGUCUGUUUGUAUGUCUGAGAGAAAUGGCACGUAACGUGUCUGUCAGUUGCUCCAUGUAGUGAUACUACGUGACAGUAAUCUCUAUGGAAACGUGUGAGUAGUUAGCGAAAUAUUAUUAUUUAAAUUUUACAGUGUGGAACGUCGAGAUAUGUCAUGAUUGUACAACAUGAAUUUCUUUUGGAAGGUGAGAGCCUCGCGUGGUUAGAAAGUAUGUUGGUUUAGUUAUAGUUUCACCGCAAAUAUCAAAUCCUCAAUGACACAAUAUCACAAUAUAUCAUAAAAUAAUCACCUGUAUAGUUACGUCAUUAUUUACUUUCAUUGUUUUAUUUAGUCAAUGUUUUAUUUUAUUUUUUGAAUUACUCUUUAUGUUCACGACUGUACUUAGACUUUUUGUAUUAUUAAGUUAAUAAUUAUGAAUUAAAAUAAACUAAAUGACCACUCUAAGUGCCUAUCCUCAUUGUAAUAGAGGCUAGAUUCGCGUGAGUUUAGUAAGAUUUAGUUCAAUUCUUAGUAGAUGUGUUUAUGAUUGGACAAUGACAUGUGUAUUUAAGUUCUUGUAAUUAUUGUAAGUUUGUGAUAAUGUCGACAUUCCACUAAUCAAUAUCUUUAUGUUUGUAAUGUGCAAUAAUAUUAUCAAACAACUAAUAUACAUUUUAUACAACUGUG
Spodoptera litura is the source of this 3523-nucleotide messenger RNA. RefSeq names its product vacuolar protein sorting 53 (gene Vps53). Gene Ontology annotation, biological process: retrograde transport, endosome to Golgi. NCBI's taxonomy places the organism in Eukaryota, Metazoa, Arthropoda, Insecta, Lepidoptera, Noctuidae. Gene Ontology annotation, cellular component: GARP complex. The record is from RefSeq and is a predicted model, not a curated record.